Nicotiana attenuata is the source of this 1203-nucleotide messenger RNA. RefSeq lists its product as uncharacterized. The record is from RefSeq and is a predicted model, not a curated record. The transcript is spliced from 5 exons. The coding region runs from base 1 to 1203 and encodes 400 amino acids. NCBI's taxonomy places the organism in Eukaryota, Viridiplantae, Streptophyta, Magnoliopsida, Solanales, Solanaceae.
AUGUCGCAUUUGCGACCAAGUCAAUUAUCCGGCCUUCUUCGCAUUUGCGAUAGGCCUGUCGCAUUUGCGAAUACUGCAUUUGCGAUACUUGUGUCGCAUUUGCGACUUCAGGACUUUUGGGAUGGAUUGACACCGGCCUCACAUAGAACAUUGAGCCAUGCAGAUGGAGGCCCGUUGAUGAAGAAGACUCCAGAGGAGAUAGUCACAAUUCUUGAUGAGUUAUCUAAUGAUGAAAAUUACUGGCCCUCUGAGAGUGCUGAAAGAAAAAGAUCAAAUAGUGUUCACCAAGUUAAUGCUAAUACAUCUGUGCAGAGAAGCAAAUGGGGGAAAAUUGUAACAAUAUUAUCUGAGAGGAUUCCAGGAACUCUCCCAACUGAUACUGAAAGAAAUCCCAAGGAAAUAGUGAAUGUUGUGACUUUGAGAAGUGGGCAAGUGUUGAAAGAUCCCACCUCGAUCCAAAAAGAUAUGAUACUAAAAAAAGAAAGUGGGGAGAAGCUGAAAAGUAAUGAUGAUAAGAAGAAUAAUGGAAAGAAGGGUGCUGAGAAAAAGAAGAAGGAAGAGAAUUCGAUAAAGGAGAAACAUGAUGUGAGUGAACAUAUGCCUGCUUUACCCUUCCCUCAAAAGCUAUUUAGAGAAAAGCAAGACAAGCGGUUUGAGAGAUUACUGGAUAUGCUGAAACAGGUUAAUGUGAACUUACCAUUCACAGAAGUACUCUCACAAAUGCCAGCUUAUGCUAAAUUCUUGAAAGAGAUCCUAACAAAGAAGAGGAAAACAGAGGAGACCUCAGUGGUUAAGCUCACAGAGCAUUGCAGCUAUUGCAAAAAUAAACUCCCACAAAAGAAACUAAAGAAGGAGAUCGGAGAGAUAAGGUCUGCACCAAUAUCUUUGCAGCUGGCAGACCAAACGACUUUAAUACCCGAGAGGAUAGUGGAAAAUGUCUUAGUUCGGGUGGAUAAGUUCGUAUUCCCUAUAGAUUUUAUAGUGGUGAAGAUGGAGGAGAAUAAGGAGGUCCCCCUCAUACUAGGAAGACCAUUCUUAGCAAUGGGAAGAGCUAUUUUAGAUAUUAAAGAAAGAAAACUCAUGCUUGGAGUGGGAGAAGAGACUGUGACGUUCAAGAUGGAUGUAGAAAAGGGGCACAGGGUGAUUUCGAGUGAUGUAGAUGCUAUGGAGCUAAUUCAAGCUAUUUGGAGCUUUGAAGACUGA